Messenger RNA from Manihot esculenta (cassava), 600 nucleotides. RefSeq lists its product as uncharacterized. The coding region runs from base 1 to 567 and encodes 188 amino acids. NCBI's taxonomy places the organism in Eukaryota, Viridiplantae, Streptophyta, Magnoliopsida, Malpighiales, Euphorbiaceae. The record is from RefSeq and is a predicted model, not a curated record. The transcript is spliced from 2 exons.
AUGCCAUUGCUAAGACGAUCGAACAGCUUCAGUACUGAAGCAGUAGGAGGAACUCAAGGUGACCCCAAACACUCGUAUGAAGAGCCAGCUAGGGAAAACCCACUCAGGUUUGUUUUGUUGAACUUGGCCGUAAUUGCGGCUUGUUUCUUGGACGCUUUGAACUUGGACCUUUUCAUUUUUCUUUUUUUCUGGCUUCAAAGCUUCUCGUACCAUUUGCCGAGGAAUCUUAUCCUCCAGCGGAGACUCUCAGAGACUGUACUUUUUGCGAACUUGAGAACUCAAAAGCUAGCCACUUCUUUCUCUUCUUUGUACUGUUCGCUUUGCCUGUUGCUUAAUGCACAUCUGCAACGUUCCUUAAUUUUGUGGGGCUCACCUCAACAACGGCCCAGAUGCCAUUUCGUAAUAUUUAUUGUUUCAAUUGAAGGGUUUGUUUACGUAGGUCCAGUGCAAUUUCCAACAAGACGCCAAGGGCCAGGUCCCCUCGUCACUAAUGCUAAAAGCCUACCUUUCGUCUUAUUUUGCUUGGUGUAUUUUUCGUCUUACUUUAUGAUAACUACUGUGUUUUAAAUAACUAGAUUAUGACCAAGCUCACUUUGAAAA